AUGUACUUGCAAAGCCCUCUGGAUCUGCUCAAAAAUUAUAACCGCUUCAACCAAACAGCGUUUCAGAAAGCAACUAUCGUCUUCUUUGCCUGCCUUACCAUUGCACUGAAAUUGAUCCUUGCCAUCUUCACCAAGCUCAACUCAUCGGUUUCAAUCUACCAUGAUCUAGCAACUACGCCAUUGAAUCAAUCAGUAGCCACAUCCAAGUAUAGCUGGCCCUCAACUAUGCCAGUAUUUGAUCACUUCAUCCCUUACUUGACGAGUCCAAAUACAACUUCACUUGAAGAUAUGACAAACGCAUACAUUGAUUUCAAUCUUCGUCAGAGCAAUACGCGAAACAGUGAUGGCCAUUGGUUUACACCCAACGUUACCAAACGCUUUGAGUGGGACAAUCAUCAAGUGGCGCUCUCUUAUGGAUUUCUCGGCUCACCAGCACAAGAGAACUUUACAGUUUUUCCAUUCAGCAGACAAGGGUAUUCAAGUACCGUGGCAAGCUGUAACUCAAAAGGAAGCAGCAAUGUAAUGGAUAUUACGCUGGAUAUUUAUGGCAACGUUGUGAAAGCUGCUGGUCUAUACUCUACUAGUUGUUAUCCCACGUACGACAGUGGCAUUCCCAUCCUACAUCGAUUUAACAGCCAAGACAGCUUUCAGCUUCCCAGUUUGCUCGAUGCUAACGACACUAUCUAUCGUCCACCAAAGCCAUCUGGUUCUGUAUCAGCUUCGUCCUCUUUUGGUGUAAGCAUAUUCAAUCAUAAUACCACUCACAUGACAAUGGGCGUCAAAAAGACAGCACACAUUACCUUUUACAAUCGCAGGGAAAAUGCUACCUUUCCUACAGAUUGCUCCAUCGACAGCAGGGUCAAUUUUACCAACAACUUUAAAGACUUGCCUUAUGAUGCCGUGCUAUGCGAAUUAGAGAACGUCAUGCUUAAAUAUUAUAAUAAUAACAUGAUGGUCAAUGCUCAAGGAGAAAUGGUGAUGCUUGAUUUCACGUUAUUCCAAGCUUUUAGCGUCGAAGGAAAUCUACUAGAGGACAAGGAGCACAUGGUAGCUUACUCCACAAACAGUUUUCUCUACGGUAGCCCACCAGGCAUUGACGUUUCAACGAAUCUCUCCAACGACGCAAUUGGAUCCUUAUUGAUAGAGCUAGAUCCUUCUGAUUUGAAUCAGGAAACGGUUGACAUUUUGUCUGAGGUGAUCAACGCCAUCAACACACCUACUUGGUGGAUCGUAACUGUAUCUACGCUGGUAUUGCUAUUUCUGAUCCCACAUGCCAGUCGUUUUGUUGUGAGACGUAUCCCUGAAUAUGCAGAUAACUUGCGAAUUCUCUUACUACUGACGAUAGAGCGUUCCAGUGUCUUGGAAAAGGCAAGAAAAAUCAAAAACGUUGGUAUUCUGUUGACUGACCAAAGCGAUGAAACUAGCGACAUCGCCUUGCUGUCUGUCAAUGGGUACCCUAUAACUAUUGCUGACAAGUUGACGAGCGUCGAAACCAGCCUUAUUGAGGAGAGGACAGCUAGCACAGACGAAAAGCUUAUGCAUAGCAGUUGA
Messenger RNA from Mucor velutinosus, 1551 nucleotides. RefSeq names its product DNA-directed RNA polymerase II subunit L (gene RPB10). NCBI's taxonomy places the organism in Eukaryota, Fungi, Mucoromycota, Mucoromycetes, Mucorales, Mucoraceae. The transcript is spliced from 3 exons. The record is from RefSeq and is a predicted model, not a curated record. The coding region runs from base 1 to 1551 and encodes 516 amino acids.